UGUUGUGCUCCGCUGCUUCAACCCAUCAAAGCCCAAGUCGGAGACAAGUCCUUGUUUUGGUAAAAACUAUUCUUACUGAUAAACUAUUCCUCUACUUCUACACUCCGCGAUCUGAAAAGAAUUCUCAGCGCAAAAAUCCGUGUUCUUUGUUUGUUUUUUUGGGUCAAUUUCCCAGCUGUUAUUUCUCCAUUGCCAGCCAACCAUUUCUUCACUAGGCCUAUCAGUGUUUUUUCUUUGCUUCGUCCGCCGACAAUUAUAGAUCUUUCGUACACAAACAAGAACCCCGCAAAAAUCCCAUUUCAUUUGAUUAUUAUAAUUGCUGUUUUCCAUUUCUGGCUCGAGAUCGCUAGACCCAGUAUAUCUUUCUACUGGGCCGGAGGUGGAAAUUUUACAGACAGACAUUGGAGGCGGAGGGAAGAGAUAACCGACUUGUUUAGAGUGAGUUUUUGUUGUUGAUGAGGUGGUGUACAAUGAGAGUGUGAUAGCUAGGAUUCUGGGUUUUGUUUCUUUAUUUGUGGAAUUGUAAAGAUGGCGGCUGCGACGGCGGCAGCGGCGGCGACGGUGACAGCGGCGGAGGUAGGUGCAGCUGUUGCUGCGACGUCGGGUUCGUACAAGGGGAUGUCAUCUGACAAUGUAAAAGGAUUGGUUUUGGCUUUAUCUUCCAGCUUUUUCAUUGGCGCCAGCUUCAUUGUUAAGAAGAAAGGAUUAAAGAAAGCCGGUGCUUCCGGCGUCAGAGCUGGAGUUGGAGGCUAUUCGUAUCUAUAUGAGCCACUAUGGUGGAUAGGCAUGACAGCAAUGAUUGUUGGAGAAAUUGCAAAUUUUGCAGCUUAUGCAUUUGCCCCAGCCAUUCUUGUUACCCCUCUUGGUGCACUCAGCAUUAUUAUCAGUGCUGUACUUGCACAUAUUAUUUUACGGGAGAGGCUACACCUUUUUGGUAUUCUCGGUUGUGCUUUAUGUGUUGUGGGGUCUACCACAAUUGUCCUACAUGCUCCACAUGAACGUCAGAUUGAAUCUGUGAGAGAAGUUUGGGACCUUGCCACUGAGCCAGCUUUUCUCUUAUACGCCGCACUGGUGAUAGCAAUCGUCUUCAUUCUAAUAUUUCAUUAUAUUCCACAAUAUGGACAGACGCAUAUAUUGUUCUACAUUGGUGUUUGUUCACUGGUUGGAUCAUUGUCGGUUAUGAGUGUCAAAGCACUAGGAAUUGCAUUGAAGCUAACAUUGUCAGGAACAAACCAGUUAAUUUACCCCCAGACCUGGACCUUUGCUAUGGUUGUCACUGUUUGUGUCCUCACACAAAUGAAUUACCUCAAUAAGGCUCUCGACACAUUCAACACCGCUGUCGUUUCACCUAUUUACUACGUCAUGUUUACAUCAUUGACUAUCUUGGCAAGUGUGAUCAUGUUCAAGGACUGGGACAGGCAGAACCUAACUCAGAUUGUCACAGAAAUGUGUGGAUUUGUGACUAUUCUUUCUGGAACCUUUCUUCUUCACAAAACGAAAGACAUGGCUGAUGGUUGCAUAUCAACAGCCACGAGACUUCCUAAACAUGCUGAUGAGGAGGAUGGCUUUGGCCAAGAAGGCAUCCCUUUAAAGCGGCAGGAAUCGGCAAGAACACCCUAAUGUAAUUCUUUAUUGCAACUUGUUUUUGUCAAAAGCCCAGCUGGUAAAAUCAAGCUCUUUUGGAGAAGAGACCACACCCAUGUCAUAUUGUAUUUAUCAGAUACUGGAAUCUCCCAACACAAUUUUUUCUUCAAGUGAAAGGGAAGGAAUGUUUCUUUUCU
Sesamum indicum (sesame) is the source of this 1781-nucleotide messenger RNA. RefSeq names its product putative magnesium transporter NIPA4. Gene Ontology annotation, biological process: magnesium ion transport. Gene Ontology annotation, cellular component: membrane. Lineage: Eukaryota; Viridiplantae; Streptophyta; Magnoliopsida; Lamiales; Pedaliaceae. Gene Ontology annotation, molecular function: magnesium ion transmembrane transporter activity. The record is from RefSeq and is a predicted model, not a curated record.